Molecule: messenger RNA, 1413 nt
Organism: Leishmania braziliensis MHOM/BR/75/M2904
Lineage: Eukaryota; Euglenozoa; Kinetoplastea; Trypanosomatida; Trypanosomatidae
Product: phosphatidate cytidylyltransferase-like protein
Exons: 1
Coding region: 1-1413 (470 amino acids)
Biological process (GO): CDP-diacylglycerol biosynthetic process
Cellular component (GO): plasma membrane
Molecular function (GO): phosphatidate cytidylyltransferase activity
Source: RefSeq, a predicted model, not a curated record
AUGACCGGCGAAGGGACGGCCACGGUGCCAUCUGCCAAGGCCAGCCCGGCUUGCAACCUGAUCGGCCUCACCAACAUUCAAAUUCGAACGGUCACUAUCUGUAUUGCUGGUCCCGCUGUCAUCGCCUUUGGCGCCUACUCGUUGUAUUGUGCAACACUGCUCGCCUGCUUCGCCAUGUUCAUAUGCGGCAUCGAGUGGAACGGAGUUAAGCGCCACCUCAAGGUGGCACUGCUCAUGUCAAUGAGAAAUGCAGCGACGUCAACGUCGCAAUCGCCUCACAUCGAAGGGGAACCACUCUACCCCGAGGUGUACGCCCUGCCAGUGGUCCCCAUCACCCUCUACAACGCUCUGAAGCACCUAGGCUGGGUGCUGCUGUCGUCUGCUGCCUACAUUGGCGAAGAGGCGUUUCUUUUGAUGCUCGAGUUCUGCUUCCUCGUCUUCGUCGUUGUGACGCUAGUGGCGCAUAAUCGUCUGAAGCUCAAUGUGGAGCACGCGUUGGAGCGUCUGUGCCAGCAGCUAUCCUUCUGCUUGCAGAACAGCUCACGGGGGGUGGUCGGCCACGUUGGUAGAUGCGGUGGUGUCUUCACCGCCGCGGCAGCACUCAAUGCUGGGCCGGACCUCUCUCUGGCAAACCAAAGAGAGACGAAGGAAGCGCUGGUGGCCAAGGCACAGCGUGACUACUUUCUCUUGACCGAACUGCAGAUGAUUGCAGAGCGGCAGCCAGCGGAGCAGCUCCUUGAUUUCUGCCUCGACAUUUUUGGCAUGUUAUGGAUUGCUGGUCUCACUACCCCUCUUUGUGUGUACCACAUCACGAACGUCGGCUUGCCGUGGGCUGCCUCAACGUUAAUUAGCAACUUCGUGAACGACAUUUUCGCCCUGGUGGUGGGGCGCAGCCUCAAAGCGCUGCGAGAGCGAUACGGGCGGAUCUACGACGUAACUAGCGAGGAUCCUCCAGCCAGUGGGGCGGCGAACCAGCCGGGGAAGCGACCGCUAACGGAGGCGAGUAGGUUCAUGCGGGUGCUGCUGCGCAGCCCACACCCGCUCUAUCCUGACAUUAGCCCGAACAAGUCAGUUGAAGGUGCUGCGGCAGGCGUGGUCAUGAAUGCAGUGAGCUUUGCUGGCCUCAUGUUCUGGUUUUACCGGACGUUGUUUGCUGCACCGGCGCCAAACAUUGUGAACCCCGCAUACCAGAGCGUUGCUCUGUGGCUACUUCUCGGCGUCAUCAUGGGCGUGCUCGGCGUGUGCGGGGAUCUACUGCAGUCCCUGCUUAAGCGUGCUGCGCGCUUGAAGGAUACUGGCGUCAUUAUCCCCGGACAUGGUGGCCUGCUGGAUCGUGUGGACGGUAUGUUACUUGUGUUUCCGUUCAUGCACUGUGCCCUGCGUAUCAUAAUGAGACUAUCCAGCGACUUGUGA